Messenger RNA from Telopea speciosissima, 2980 nucleotides. RefSeq names its product formin-like protein 11. Gene Ontology annotation, molecular function: actin filament binding. Bases 47 to 2860 code for a protein of 937 amino acids. The transcript is spliced from 7 exons. NCBI's taxonomy places the organism in Eukaryota, Viridiplantae, Streptophyta, Magnoliopsida, Proteales, Proteaceae. The record is from RefSeq and is a predicted model, not a curated record. Gene Ontology annotation, biological process: actin cytoskeleton organization; actin nucleation.
AAAAUGAUGAACUGGGUUUAUAAGCACAAAGUUGAAUGAUCUUUUGAUGAUUAGGGAGAUGAAGAAAAUGGGUUCUGAUUCUCAAAUUCUCCGCAUGAGUCUCAUCAUCUUGAUGCCCAUUUUAUUUCCCAAUCCCCAGUUUUUGAUGGCCCUUGCUCCAUUGAAUGCUGUUGCAGAGAGUCCUAAUGUUCUUGCUUUACAGGAGCAUUACUGGGGAGAGAACACUUUAGAUUUCUCCAUCAGAAAGGUCUCAGGAGAGGAUGAGAGUGAAGAGAUUGAAGAUUUGUUUUGGAAGAAGUUCAGGGUUUUGCUUGGAUUAUAUAGCUUCAACACUAGAAGCCCCCAAAAUGGCAACAUUGAACAUGGGUUCUCUUCACCAUCUCCAGCACCAGCUGUUGAACAUGAACCAGAAGCUCCUUCCCCUGUUACAGUGGUUCCCAUCCAUCUUCACUCCCAUCCUCCUCCAGCAAGGCGUCCAAUCUCAAUCCAACCACCUGACAAAGUUCGACAAAGGAAUGAAGAUGACAAUAGUAGUAAAAGAAGAAGAAGAAGAAUCAUUGUAGCCAUUGCUGUCUCUGCCAGUGUAACCUUGGCUAUAUCUGCUCUUGGGCUCAUGCUUGUCUUCCAGAAGUUCAGAAGAGGGAGAUCAAAGUAUGUGCUUUCCCCUAAUUCGAUUAGCAAGGUGAGUUUCGAUCCAGGUCCAGAGAUUUUCUAUUUAGAUUCAAUAGGACCUGUUUUAGAAACAGAAGCUUCUGGUGUUAAACACACUUGUGAAAAUGUGACCAUAUCCACUGACCAAAGUCCAUCUAAAUCUGCAUUGGAUGAUGUUAAUGGAAAGAGUAUUGGUUUUUCUUCAGCUGAAGAGAUUCUCUCUGUGGACGAGAAAGUAGAAAUGAUUAAAAGUGAAACAGAUGGUUGUAAUUCGUCAUUUAAUGACACUGUUCAUCCUGAAUUCGUUUCUUCUGAGGAUGAAUCCUUUCAUUCUGUCUGUGAAUCACAUUCAUCGAAUGUGCGACUGUCUGAUGCUUCAGAUGGUAGUUUAGGUGAUCCACUAGAAGUUUGGUCUCAGUCAAGCUUCAGAAAUGGCUCUCCUCCAUUUAGUCAUAGAUCAUCACAGCCAAACCCACCAGUGAUACUAGAUGUUACCCCAGCUCAACAUUCAAAUUCACUCUCUAUCCCACCCAAUUUUCCAACUAACCUGGAACAAGGAACAACAGUCUUACAUUCUUCAAAUUCUCAACAAAAUUAUCCUCAAUGUCCACCACCACCACCUCCUCCUCCUCCACCACUGCCUUCGCAGACAAUUUUUUAUCAUGUGCGACAGCAUCGGCCUCAUUCUUCAUGUUCCUUGACUAGAACGAUUACAAGUUCUGCAGAGUCAGAUGUAUCAUCACCUCAAAACUCAGAGUGUUCUUCAGGUUCACACCAACCUCCAUCAAAUGACUUGCCUUCUUCACCUCUUCAUAAACCUAAUGGAAGUAUUCCUCCACCACCAUGCCCACCUUUAGCACCUCUUCUACGACCCUCCUUACUCAAGGGGCGGGGUAACACUAUACAACCACCACCGCCACCACCGUCCCAACAUUUCACACCGGUUGGCAAGGAUGGAGUCCCACUGCCUAAACUGAAACCACUUCACUGGGACAAAGUAAGAGCCACACCCGAUCGUUCUAUGGUGUGGGACAAGCUGAGGUCAAGCUCAUUUGAAUUUGAUGAGAAAAUGAUUGAAUCACUCUUUGGAUACAAUCUGAAAAGUUCAACUAAGAAUUGUGAAUCUAAGAGCAAGAGCCCAUCUCCUAGUAAGCAUGUUCUUGAGCCCAAGAGAUUGCAGAACAUAACAAUACUUUCAAAGGCUUUGAAUGCUACUACAGAGCAAAUUUGUGAUGCACUAUUGCAAGGAGACGGAUUGAGUUUAAAGCAAUUAGAGGCUCUGGUGAAGAUGAUACCAACCAAAGAAGAAGAGGUCAAGCUCUCAAACUAUCAAGGAGACAUCAAUGAAUUAGGGUCAGCAGAGAAAUUCGUUAAGGUGAUGCUUAGAAUACCCUUUGCUUUUCCCAGAAUUGAAGCCAUGCUUUACAGAGAAACUUUUGAAGAUGAAGUGGUCCAUCUUAGAAGGUCCUUUGCAAUGCUUGAGGAGGCCUGCAAGGAACUCGGAUCAAGCCGACUGUUCUUGAAAUUACUUGAAGCUGUACUCAAAACAGGAAACAGGAUGAAUGUUGGAACAAUCAGAGGCGGUGCCAGAGCUUUCAAACUUGAUGCACUCCUUAAGCUUGCUGAUGUGAAGGGAACAAAUGGGAAGACUACAUUACUCCAUUUUGUUGUACAAGAAAUUAUUCGAUCAGAAGGAAUUCGAGAAUCAGAGACCAGUUUAACGAGUACUGAGAAAAUUAAGAGCAAGACUACUGAAGAAUUGGAGGAAGACUACAUAAGAAUGGGCCUAGAUCUUGUUUCUGGCUUGAGUACUGAACUUUGCAAUGUGAAAAAGACGGCUACUUUGGACUUGGAUGUGCUGGCAAGUUCAGUAUCAAACCUAUCUGAUGGAAUGGUCAAGCUGCAACGUCUACUACACAAUGUUUUGUCCAGGGAUGAUCAAGAUGGAAAUUUUGUCCACUCAAUGAGAUCCUUCUUGAAUUAUGCACAAAAGAGUAUCAAAGAGUUACAAGAAGAUGAAAAUCGAGUCCUAAAGCAGGUAAGAGAAAUCACAGAAUAUUUUCAUGGAGAUGUGAGCAAAGAUGAAGCCAAUCCACUUAGGAUUUUUGUCAUUGUGAGGGAUUUUCUGGGUAUGUUAGAUCAAGUCUGCAAAGAAGUUAGAAACCUGAAGAGCUCAAUUGUUCAAAACCCUGUGGCUCCUUUUCGAUAGAUUGAGAAAACUGUAACCUUUUUCAAAAUUCAUAUAGAAUUUUGGAUUUCUUGGAUUCAAUUCUGUUGCACUUAAGUUUUUACUAAUUAUUUCAGUGUCUCUAAUCAGCAUUGGAAGAUA